UAUCAUAUUUUUAAUGCUGACAUUUACCAAGAUCGAAAAUAUUCAUUACAAAAAUUCUUUAAAUUCAAGUAGAUACAAUCAUGGCAGAAGAUGUGGAAGAUGAUAUUGGCGAGGAGAUAACAGAUGAAGAUUUUGGAGAUGCACCGCAAUACUAUCUUCUCUCGUUGGCUGACCGAGAAGCAAAGUUCGAGUCACCAAUAAAUAUUUCUCUGGGUUUCUGCAAGGACCUAAUACUGCCCCAUCUAUGUUGGUAUCACUUCGAUAAAGUUCCUAAAAAAAUGAAAAUCACCAAUACUGGCCACACUUUGAUCCUGAGUGCCAAGUACUGCGAAGAGCGACCUUAUAUAGCCAAUGGUCCGCUUAUCGGAAAAUAUGUAUUUUCACAGUUGCAUUUUCAUUGGGGCUGCAAUAAUAUGGAAGGAAGUGAGCACACCAUAGAUGGAUCAGCACUGCCCGGAGAAAUGCACGUGGUGACGUUUAAGAGUUGUUAUUUAACCCAAGAAUCGGCUCUGAAAGAGAAAGAUGGUGUUGCAGUUAUUUCAUAUUUUUUCAAGUUGCAGAAUUCUGAGAAUCCGAUUCUUCAACGACUUCUGGAUGCUCUGCCCGAAAUAAAGGAUGCCAAUACCUCCUUCAAAUUAGAGCCAUGGCCUCUCAGCGACAUCAUCUUGGAGUUCGAUAGGGAUUACCUUACCUACUGGGGCUCGGUAACAGCAUCAGGAUGUCAUCAUUUCGUUUUAUGGUUCAUUUGUCGGUAUCCCAUAGGAGCAAGCUUAGAACAGAUGGAAUCUUUUCGAGAAUUGAAUGAUUCGAAGGGGAAACCUCUCACAAGGAAUUUUCGACCAAUAAAUCCUUUGAGCGAUCGACAUAUCUUUCAUGUGAAUCCUUCAAAUAAUAGACAUACAACCUUAUACCCGUUAGCAUUGUCAAAUAAAAGGCAAAGAAUAUAGGAAAUUUCUACAAUA
Messenger RNA from Coccinella septempunctata (seven-spotted ladybird), 962 nucleotides. RefSeq names its product carbonic anhydrase 2-like. Gene Ontology annotation, cellular component: cytoplasm. The transcript is spliced from 5 exons. Lineage: Eukaryota; Metazoa; Arthropoda; Insecta; Coleoptera; Coccinellidae. Gene Ontology annotation, molecular function: carbonate dehydratase activity; zinc ion binding. The record is from RefSeq and is a predicted model, not a curated record. The coding region runs from base 81 to 947 and encodes 288 amino acids.